Molecule: messenger RNA, 2795 nt
Organism: Drosophila grimshawi
Lineage: Eukaryota; Metazoa; Arthropoda; Insecta; Diptera; Drosophilidae
Gene: rho-4
Product: protein rhomboid
Exons: 4
Coding region: 358-1620 (420 amino acids)
Cellular component (GO): membrane
Molecular function (GO): calcium ion binding; serine-type endopeptidase activity
Source: RefSeq, a predicted model, not a curated record
CUGUGCGGACGCGUUUAUACCGGCUAUUGCGGUACCGCUAACUGCCGCUAUUGUGUUGUGUUCUGUACUGGUUCCGUUUUUUUUUCCCCCCACCGACUCUAUUUCUUGUUUGUGUUAGUGUUUGUGGUGGUUGUCAAUUGCAUUAAUUCUAUAUAUGUAUAUAUAUAUAUAUAUAUAUGGCAAAAUAAUAAUCUUAUCGCCAGCAUGAGCCGAAGCACAAGUUAUUACUGAGUGCGGCCUUAACAUUGAAUUACCAAGAACAGCAACAAAUCACUGAGCCAACAAGCUGCUCGCAAACAGACCGACUGAGACUGAGAGAUAGAAAGACAACGAGAGAGCAGGAAUAAGAAGAAGAAUAUGCCAGUGAAGUCGGUGUCGCGGCAACAGAGCCAAACGCCCGCUCAGCAGCUGCAGCAGCAGCAGCAGCGUGACGUAGAAAAUGGCAUCUAUCCAAAUAUACCCGCAGAGCGGCGAUCGCCGGUGCGUCCAUUAAGGCCGCCAACUCUGCGCCAAGACACCGUUGACAUGGAGGAGAUACCGCUGAACCAAGUCAAUGUCCAGCAGGAGUCAGAGGAUCGUCAGAGAAUGCGUGAAGUAUUCGACAAGCACGACUCGGACAGAGAUGGGCUGAUCAACACGCACGAGCUGAAGGGUCUGAUUUCGGAUGGAUAUUGCCGCGACAUACCUGCCUACAUUGCAGAGCAGAUACUGCGCCGCAGUGAUACGGACAACGAUGGACAUCUGGACUUUGAGGAGUUCUAUGUGAUGUCGCAGCACCACAAGUGGAUGAUGCGCAAUCUGUUGACCCGCUAUUGCCGGUAUAUAGUGCCGCCGCCAAAGCCGCUCGAGGGCGACGAGCCGGAUGGUGCGUACGAGAAACAAAUGUCACUCUGCCCGCCACCGCUGACCAUGGUCAUCUUCUCCAUAAUUGAGAUCAUCAUGUUUCUCGUCGAUGUGAUUUACUUUCAGGACGAUCCGAACCACAAUCAGCGCUUGGGCGAGAGCACCAACGGACCAGCGGCGACGCUCUUCAUUUACAAUCCGUACAAGCGGUACGAGGCGUGGCGCUUCGUUAGCUACAUGUUUGUCCACGUGGGCAUCACGCAUCUCUUGAUGAAUCUGAUCAUACAAAUCUUUCUCGGCAUUGCCCUCGAGCUGGUGCAUCACUGGUGGCGUGUGGCGCUCGUCUAUUUGGCUGGCGUACUCGCUGGCUCCAUGGGCACCUCGCUGACCAGUCCGCGCAUCUUUCUGGCCGGCGCGUCCGGCGGUGUCUAUGCCCUAAUCACGGCUCACAUUGCCACAAUCAUUAUGAACUACUCGGAAAUGGAGUACGCGAUUGUGCAGCUGCUUUUCUUCCUCGUGUUCUGCUUCACCGAUCUGGGCACAUCCGUGUAUCGCCAUCUAACUGAUCAGCACGAUCAGAUUGGGUAUGUGGCGCACUUGUCGGGUGCCGUCGCUGGACUCCUGGUUGGCAUUGGUGUGCUGCGCAAUUUGGAGGUGCGUAGCUGGGAGCGCGUUCUCUGGUGGAUCGCUGUCAUCUUCUACUUUGCACUCAUGACCACUGGCAUCAUUGUGCACAUCUUUGUGCCCGACUACUUUCCCAAGCCCGAAUACAACUGAUCGCCAUCGAGAUGAUAUUUUCAGGCCAAUGACAAAUUAGCUUUAAGUCGCUCACAUAGUCCAUAACCAUGGCCUUGGCCUUAGCCUUGGCCUUAAGUUGUCUAUGAUGUCUAAAGUCCAAAGUGCACUUGAUCUAGGCCAUUCAUUUAGUUAAGUUCAACGAGAGUUUCUUUAUAUUUAUAUAUGUAUUUCGAAGGGUUUGCCAGCAGCGCAACUCGAAGAGGCAGCUUAUUAUUUAUACCCUGUACCCUGUACCCUAUACCAUAUCUUGUCUUUUGACUCCUGAGAACACUCUGCGCUACCACAAUGUGCUUACUCUUAAUCAAAACAUGACGCAACGCAAAUAGUAUUAAACACAUUCAUCGAGUACAAUAAUAAGCCACACAAAACAGAUUCGUAUAUGCACUCGACAUGAUAUUCGGCUAGCAAUGAUGGCCAAGAAAUCCACCCCUUUAGUAUGCAGCUGGUAACAUAUGAUGAGCAUUAAAGAGUGGUUUGCCGGAAGGGAGCGGCGAAAAAGGCCAUAAUAAACCUUAUCAUCCCCAAUUUUGUACAUUUUGUAAAACGAUGACUAUUUGGUGGCCUCGUAGCUAUUACCCAACUUUAUAUCUAUACAUAUAUUUUUGUAAAAUGUAUAUUAUAUAAACAUAUACUAUUUGCAGUGUGCACUGUCCAAUAGUCAGUCCACCCAGCCUCGACCUCAACCCACCUCUCCAUGCAAAAUAUAGUACAUAUGUACCACUAAGCAGACAAUACAUCGAGACAAUUAGACAGUCCAGUCUGCUUUGUGAUAAUACGCACGCACAAAAAAUAGAACAACACAAACACGCCUUUUGAUACGAAACUGUGCAUUUCACCAGACGGGCUUCGAGUGCAUUAAUUAUCUUAAUGUAAUUCGGGUAGGAACUUUGAGUUUAAGUUGAGUUCGAACAAGUAGGGGACUUGUCAGGUCCAAAGCUUUUGUGAGUGUUCAAUUUGUAAGUUCGUUCCGUUGAGUGCAAUGCCUUAUGCCUCGGCUUAUAUUACUUCUUAAUAUAACACUGUGUUUUUCAUUUCAAGAAACACAAAAUGUGUAAGCAUAAAUGAUGUAUUUUCAUUAUUAUUAUUAGAUUAAGAAAUAUUUAUAUAUUUCUAUGUAUUUAUAUGAUAAAAUAAAACAAUUUUUUACAUAAAAA